Molecule: messenger RNA, 1611 nt
Organism: Glarea lozoyensis ATCC 20868
Lineage: Eukaryota; Fungi; Ascomycota; Leotiomycetes; Helotiales; Helotiaceae
Product: alpha/beta-Hydrolase
Exons: 10
Coding region: 1-1611 (536 amino acids)
Biological process (GO): proteolysis
Molecular function (GO): dipeptidyl-peptidase activity; serine-type exopeptidase activity
Source: RefSeq, a predicted model, not a curated record
AUGCUGCUUUCUAUAAUCUUCACGAGCUUCAUUGGCCUUAGUUGUGCUCAUCUGAACUCCAAGAAUGAGGCAAAUCCAAAGAAUGGGGUGCUUAGCGAGAGACAAGCUUCAUACCCCGCAAACACCAUUGAAAUGCCGAUAGAUCACUUUCCUCAUAAGGACCAAUACAAACCUCAUGUGACUGGGACUUUCAAGCAGAGAUACUUUUUCGACUCGACUUACUAUAAGCCGGGUGGUCCAGUUUACCUUUAUAUAAGCGGCGAAACAGCCGGCACGAAUCGGUUUUCCAACUUGAAGACUGGGAUCAUUCAGAUAUUGAUGAAAGAGACCAAUGGUUUAGGGGUCAUUAUUGAAGACCGCUAUUAUGGACAAAGCUACCCCUUUAGCAAUAGCUCAACCGAUAACCUACGAUAUUUGACCACGGAGCAAACAAUAGCGGACAAUGCGUACUUCGCUCAACAUGCUAUUUUCCCAGGCGUAUUGGGAAAUUUGACAGCGCCAGGUACGCCAUGGAUUCUGUAUGGCGGCAGUCUUGCGGGUGCGGAAACCGCAUAUUCGGUAAAAACAUAUGGAGAUAUCCUUUAUGGCGGCAUUGCCAGCAGCGCACCCAUCAAGGUUGUGCUGCCCUAUCCUGAAUGGUAUGCACCAAUUCAGCGCUAUGGACCGCAAGAUUGCAUUGCUAGCAUCAACAACAUCGUCGCCAAGAUCGACUCGCUAACUGACGCUCGUAACGCUAAAGCGAUUCAAGAAUUGAAAGAGAUAUUCGGUCUCGGAAAGCUGAAAGACAUCAGGGAUUUCGCAAUGACCAUUGCUUUCCCUAUCGGAGGACCGAUGAACUACCCAACUAAUACAUGGCAAGAAUUGAACUGGUACCCAGAUUACAACAGUCCUGAUUUCUUCGAAUUUUGCAACAAUGUCACCAACAUCGAUGCGCCAGCAAACAUCACAGCUAUAGACCAUGUUCUAGCUAAAUACACGCAUGGACAGCCUUGGACCAACUUAGGAAACUAUGCGACGUAUUUCAAGAAAAACUUCUUACCACUCUGUCCAAGUGGAGACUACGAUAGCACGUCCUGUUUCGGGACUCAAAAUGCUACAUACUGGGAAGACUCAUCGAACGGUGCAGGAAGAUCAUACUUAUGGUCAACCUGCACUGAACUCGGGGCUUACCAAGUUGCACCAGCCAAAGGCCCUGCCUUGAUUAUGAAAGUCCUACAGGUAGACUACACUCAACAAUGGUGUAAUUGGGCUUUCCCUAAAGGCAAAUAUGUCGAGAUACCAAAAACUCCAAAUCUGCUAGCUUUCAACGACUAUGGUGGCUUUAAUCUUCAAGCAGAUCGUCUUGCAUUCAUUGACGGAAGCAUUGAUCCAUGGCUUGAUCUAUGUUACCAUUCCACGGAAGCACCGCUUCGAACCAGCUCGGAUAACAACCCGGAAUAUCUAAUCACUGGAGCUGGCCAUCACUGGGACAGCUACGGGAUUCUUGACAUUGAUGCGGAACCAAUGUUUAUUCAGCAAGCACACCGCUGGGAGAUCAAAACUGUAAAGAAGUGGUUGAGAGCUUUCAAAGAUUGGAAGCCAUGCCAUACGAACAUUACCGUUACUGGAUAG